This is a messenger RNA of Plasmodium gonderi, 1473 nucleotides long. Its product is annotated as variable surface protein. NCBI's taxonomy places the organism in Eukaryota, Apicomplexa, Aconoidasida, Haemosporida, Plasmodiidae. The record is from RefSeq and is a predicted model, not a curated record. The transcript has 3 exons. The coding region runs from base 1 to 1473 and encodes 490 amino acids.
AUGAUGAAGAAGACACUUGAGGACAAAUUGGAGGAUGCUGUAAAUGAUUUAGGGCUUGAUAAAAUAUAUAAGGAAUUUUUUUCAAAUCCUGGAACAUCUAAAUAUAAUCAUUACUGUGAAGUUGCAUUUAGUAAAAAAGAAAAAACAAAUGCAGAAGCUAAAGAGAUUUGCAGUAAACUCUUAUACUUUUUAGAAAAAAUAUAUGGUAAUAAGGGAAAUCAAGAAAGUUCCAAAUAUUGUAGUUAUUUACGUUAUUGGUUAUAUGAUGAAAUAGGGAAAAACUAUGAACACACUAAAAAGGUUAGUGCAAUACCGUUUGUUAGAGAACUUAUUAACACAGGAAAUAAGGCUAUUAGAAAACACUUUUAUUCUAGAUGUAAUAUUUUACCACAGGUUGUACGAACAGUUGAUUUUAAUGAAUAUAGAAGAAGGAAAUUUUUGCAUAUGUAUUUUAAAAAUCAUGAGAAAAUUAAACAAAUUAGUAGAUCAAAAAAUAAAGAUCAAUGUAGUAAAUGUUUAGCAUAUAUUAAUGUUUUAAGUUCAUUAUAUGAGCGGUAUAGGAAGAUUAACUGUGAUAGAAGUAUUUGGUUGCCUUUUUCCUAUGCCCCACAUUAUUUUUAUUGUCGUAACUUGUAUAAUCCAAAGAAUCUUAUAACCGAACUAAAAGAAUGCAGCUCUAUUGAGACUUCAAGUGUGAGUACUUCAGCUGAUCAUCCAUCAACAGGAUAUACAGAUCCUAUAGCUAAAUCAGCAGCAGACCAUGAACCCGUGACUCAAAAUGAUUUUGAAGAAAGAGUGGGAGAUGAUGCAACUUCAAAAAAUGAUGUGUCCGAUGGGGGUACAGAAGAAAAGGGAGUUACAAAAGAAGUGGAAAUUACAGAAUCGAAAGAAGAUUCAUUAGAUUCAGUAGAAGAAGAAGAUCAAUCUGAUUGGUUAGACACGGAAGAACAAGAAGUUGCACUGGGAUCAGAAGAUAUAGAACAUUCACAAGAUUUAUCAGGUUCACAAAGUUUAUUACCUCAAAUAAUUUUAACAGAUGAACAAGAUCAAAGAGGAAGAGUAGAUAUACCUCAGGAUGGAAUAGAGCAAGAUACAGAACAUCAGGAGCAAUUUCUUCAUAAGGAGGAUAUGGAUAUUUCUACAUAUCCUGCAUUACCUGAGAUGGUGCCAAAUUUCUAUAUUUCUCAUAAAAAAAAAUAUGAUACAUUGAACUCAGGGUAUAUACGUUACACAGUCAUCGGUGUUACAAUUUUUUGUGCAGUUAUAUUCCUUAUUAAUUUCUUUAAAUCAACUUUGCCAGGAUCAGGACCAAGUAAAAAGGGAAUAAAGAAAAAAAAGAAAAGAGGAUAUGAGAAUAACUAUUAUGAUAAACAUCAAGAAUUGUCAAGAUAUAUAUUAGAAUCACCACCUGAGAAUUCGAAAAUGAAGAGGGUACAUUUGUUAUACGAAACUAUGGGUGAUUAUAUUUACUAA